CAAUUGUGGUAAAAGAAAAGAAAAAAGAUAGAGACAAAAUAUAUAUGCCAAGUAGAUGUGUGAGCGAGGUAAACGAAAUUAGUGUUGUUGUCUUGUUGGUGUGCGUGUGUGUGUGAAACAACAACAACCGAAGAGAAGGCUCCUUGUCUCUGACUCUGUGUCUGCGUGUGCACUCAUCACCAUCUUAUCUUCAUUCGCUUCUGUGUUAGUACGUACGUUUUCUCUUUUUUUCAGAUCACAAAAUGCUCCCUCUGACUCUCUUAAUUUCCCCUUAUUAUUAUUAGCUCCACUGAAGAGGGUAUUCAAAUCAAUUUCCCAUGUUAUUUUUCCCCCCUUUACAACACCAAAGGUGUUUUUCUAAAGGUGUUACCCUAAUAAAUUGAUGUGCUAAGAGGAAGAUGCAUGAAUUCUCUACAGUUGAUGGUUUUGUGGAGAUAAGUGAAUGCAUGGCGGAUAUGAUCAAGUAUGUCGCUAACGAACCGUCCGUGGGGCUUUACUUUAUCCAACAACAUGCUCAAAAUGCAGUGCCGAAUGUCAUCAAAGCUGACAAAAAUAUCGUCGAAAAGGUUCACGAAACAACUUUGCACACUGAAGACUUGGAGGACUCUAUUACAGCAGUUCGAUCAAUGAAAGAGUGUGGAUUUUCCAUAGUUGAUGAGAUGAUAGGAGAUAUAAACAAAUCUCUGGAAAUUAUGAAAACAAAAAGAGGGUUAAUCCAUUCAUCAACAUCAACACCAAAGUCUCAGUCAGAAAGAACUAGUUUUUGGGGUAAUCAUGCAUUUCAUGCUCAGGAAAGCGGCGAUAAAAAGAGUAGUUAUUUUUCAAAUGUUCUAAAGUCGGCAAAACAGAAAGUUAGCAAUCUCAAGUGGCAACAACCUGAUGGUAAAGGAUCCAUAGAUUCCAAGGAAGCGAAGUUACAAUAUCCUGGUUUUCCAUUAUCGAACACAGCAGGCGGCAUAACAUCUUUACAAGUAACCGAACCCGAUGAAUUGCCUGUAUCAAGUCAGGUUGAAGACGAGUCUCCACACGAACAGACCGAUGAUAGUGAUAUUAGCAUUAAAUUAUUGUCACUAUCAGAAAGAUUUGAUGAUUUCAAAGCUAUUAAAGAAGCUAAACUAGAGGAGUGGCUUGAAGGAACUAGCAACCAUGAUGAUUAUUGCGAUACGGAUGAUGAAAAAAGAGGUAAGAAGCUUCUCAAGAAUGACGAGGCGAUGAUAAUUGCAAACAGUGUCCUUUAAGGUGAAGUACUACAUUGCACACUGUUCAGCUAUGAACCACCGUGAUAAGCCCGGUUGUAGCAUGUACGCAAUUUCAAAUGAAUUAAAUUUUACUAUUUUAGUCCUUAGAGCUUUGAGAAGAUUCAAGUCUUGUAAUUACAAAAUGGACCCUGUUAUAUAGUGUGUCUGUUGAAAUGUUAAUUGUUCAGGGGUCCUUGUUUUGAGUCUAACCUAAGUCCUACAAGUGACAUUGACAGUGCAUUAGUUUUUAAGUGAUGUAUGUACAGAGAGAAUUCCAAACUACAAUUUUUUUAGUUUUGGUUGUUGAAAAUGUUGCUAGUUUUAUCAAUGCAUUGCAGUUCCUUCCCGUGUAUGAAAUAAUAUAUUUAUUUUUCUAACA
Molecule: messenger RNA, 1617 nt
Organism: Trifolium pratense (red clover)
Lineage: Eukaryota; Viridiplantae; Streptophyta; Magnoliopsida; Fabales; Fabaceae
Exons: 4
Coding region: 399-1238 (279 amino acids)
Source: RefSeq, a predicted model, not a curated record